ACUAGCUUGUGAUCGUUCACCGGUCAAGCGGGGGGAAGGGGAGGGCAAUAUGUUCUUUGGACUCCCACUCCUCCCCUCCCCUCUCCUCAAGGCUUAAAUUGUCUCCCGCCCGAUUCCAGGCGCUUUGCAGAGAAUUCGAACGACCUCCUAGGACCUUUCGCGCGGAAUCUCCUGUCCACCGCUAUGCCGUCGCCAAAGUUACACCCUCCAUGGCUCCCGCCCCCGAGUAACCAACAUUGCUCAAUGUCACAAGAAGAACACAGAAGAGACGGCGUUUCGUGCUUGGACGACAUCUUGGAGGGCUCCAUCGCUAGUUCCCGAACAGAAGAAGUAAUCCUGCUGUCGUGGGGGGUGAAGCGGGACCACCACCGUCUUCCGGUCAUGUCGUGGAAGCCGUGGCUACCUUAACUACCUGCCAGGCCAGACGAGGCAAUGUAGUAAGCGCCAUGGAGAGCCCACAGCCGGUUUCGAUCCUCCCAUGCUCCUCCAGACUAUUCUGCGUGACGGACAUAAGAGUCAAGCCUGCUCCACUCGGGGCUUUUAGCGAGGGAGCUAGGGCCAAUGUUCUCAGCAAAUUUCCUCUGCAGCUUAGAAACCCCGAGGCUCACUUCUCCUUGACCGUCGAAAAGCAUCUUCGCGCUCGCAGAGUAUCCAUGAAUUGGCGUUACCAGGGUGCGACACAGGAAUUGGUUGUAGUUGUUGUGGGCUGGAAGUCGUUGGAAGUCGUUGGGAGUCGUUGGAAGAUUUGCGACGAGCAGCUGGAGGAAUUGUUUGGCGUAUGUUUCGAGAAGAAUAGAGGAAAAAGCCCCGUCGUGUUUCUAAUGUGCCUGAUAGUAGAUCGGUCCGAGUUAAUCCGCGUUGCCGUCGCAUUGCCGUCGCAUUGCUGGUUUUCCGCAGCUCUCCUCCACGAUUUCCACGAGAACCAACCGGCGACCAUCCCUUUCCUCCGCACAGAUCGAUCACGCGACGCGAAUACCACUAGUGGAGGAUUCCUUCUGACAAAGAAGUGCUCUGAUCGGGGAUACGCAUUUCGCUUCAUGCCUUGGCUUGAAGCGCAGGAUCCAGGAUAUAAAUUGGUACUUGCAUGCAAAUGCAUUCUCCGCGCAGCGGCACUUGUAAUGCACCCCAUUGCGACACUCCUCUCAAUGGAUGGGCGGGUGCUCUUUACAGCGUUGGCGAUGCAAACGACGCACCUGUUGCCCAUUGCCCUUUUUUUGAUGUUGCCAAUUUACCUACUUCGGCGCUGGUUCCUAUACAAACUUUGGGAAAGAAGAAGUAUACAUACCACUGGACUUGUUGCACCUGCGGCAGUUCUUCCAUCCCGCAUCGCAAUACCACGUGCCCGUCCUGUGGGACUCCCCGUUGUGGCACGUGCCAAUUCACAAAAGUUCAAGUUAAAUGAAAGGGAAAGAACGAAUUAUUCCGCGGCAUCGAGACGUCUGGAGGCAGGCGUGGAUGCGUUACCAUUCGCCCGCAUUCCUCUCUCCCCCGUUACAGCGUAUCCGCUGGCCGAACAAGGAGUUACUGGGUACAGGCGAAGGUUGAAGUCCGGAGGAUGGCAUCUGAUGGCCUUUGUUUGUCGCCACGGAUCUUGAUGGGGUUGGCUGUAGCCAGUCUCUUGAGCAUUACGGCAGACUUGGCCGCGAUACAAGCAACCACUUUAAAACCAUCCAUCUAAACAUACCCUUCAUCCUGAGGCUCGAGCUUAACGAAUGCCCCAUGUGCGCGGAUACCUCGCCAAUCCGCACGACAAGUUCAUGAUCCAACGCGUCCACCUCCCCUAGUAAGGCGCAUGCGCUGUUUUAAUCACACAACCAAGGUAAGCAGGCAUCAAGCGCCGGAAACCUCGG
This is a messenger RNA of Trematosphaeria pertusa, 1850 nucleotides long. RefSeq lists its product as uncharacterized. The transcript is spliced from 3 exons. The record is from RefSeq and is a predicted model, not a curated record. The coding region runs from base 447 to 1595 and encodes 382 amino acids. Lineage: Eukaryota; Fungi; Ascomycota; Dothideomycetes; Pleosporales; Trematosphaeriaceae.